Messenger RNA from Condylura cristata (star-nosed mole), 1976 nucleotides. RefSeq names its product keratin, type II cytoskeletal 75. NCBI's taxonomy places the organism in Eukaryota, Metazoa, Chordata, Mammalia, Eulipotyphla, Talpidae. The transcript is spliced from 9 exons. The coding region runs from base 11 to 1666 and encodes 551 amino acids. Gene Ontology annotation, biological process: intermediate filament organization; keratinization. Gene Ontology annotation, cellular component: keratin filament. The record is from RefSeq and is a predicted model, not a curated record. Gene Ontology annotation, molecular function: structural constituent of skin epidermis.
CGCGCCCACCAUGUCCCGGCAGCCCACCGUCACCUUCCAGACCGGCGGUCGCAGGGGCUUCAGCGCAGCGUCCGCCACCACCCCGGCCCACGGCCGCUCCCGUUUCAGCUCCGUGUCCACGGCCCGCUGCGCAGUGGGCAGCGGGGGGCUGGGAAGGAUCAGUGGUGCGGGGUCCGGUUUUGGGAGCCGCAGCCUCUACAACCUUGGGGGGGCCAAGCGGGUCUCCAUCGGUGCGUGCGGCAGCGGCUUGCGCGCUGGCCUCGGCGGCAGGGCCAGCGGCGGGUUCGGGGUCGGCGGCGGAUUCGGCUAUGGGGGUGGGCCCGGAGGGGGCUUCGGGGGCGCCGGCUUCCCCGUCUGCCCUGCUGGAGGCAUCCAGGAGGUCACCGUCAACCAGAGCCUCCUGACUCCCCUCAACCUGCAAAUCGACCCCAGCAUCCAACGAGUGAGGAAAGAGGAGAAGGAGCAGAUCAAGACCCUCAACAACAAGUUCGCCUCCUUCAUCGACAAGGUGCGGUUCCUGGAGCAGCAGAACAAGGUCCUGGAGACCAAGUGGAGCCUGCUGCAGGAGCAGGGCACCAGGACCGUGCGGCAGAGCCUGGAGCCCUUCUUUGACGCCUACAUCAGUGACCUCCGGCGGCAGCUGGACAGCAUCACCGCAGAGAGGGGCAGGCUGGACGCUGAGCUGAGGAACAUGCAGGACGUCGUCGAAGAUUUCAAAAUCAGGUAUGAGGACGAGAUUAACAAGCGCACGGCCGCUGAGAACGAGUUUGUGGCUCUGAAGAAGGACGUGGACGCCGCCUACAUGAACAAGGUGGAGCUGGAGGCCAAGGUCAAUUCUCUGACCGACGAGACCAACUUCUUGCGGAUGUUCUUUGAGGCAGAGCUGUCCCAGAUGCAGACCCAGGUCAGCGACACGUCCGUGGUCCUCUCCAUGGACAACAACCGCACCCUGGACCUGGACAGCAUCAUCGCCGAGGUCAAGGCCCAGUACGAGGAGAUCGCCAACCGCAGCCGGGCCGAGGCCGAGUCCUGGUACCAGACCAAGUACGAGGAGCUGCAGGUCACGGCCGGCCGGCACGGGGACGACCUCCGCAGCACCAAGCAGGAGAUCUCCGAGAUGAACCGGGUGAUCCAGAGGCUGAGAACCGAGAUCGACAACGUCAAGAAGCAGUGCUCCAGCCUGCAAACGGCCAUCGCCGACGCCGAGCAGCGGGGAGAACUGGCCCUCAAGGACGCGCGGGCCAAGCUAGUAGACCUGGAGGAGGCCCUGCAGAAGGCCAAGCAGGACAUGGCCCGGCUGCUGCGGGAGUACCAGGAGCUGAUGAACGUGAAGCUGGCCCUGGACGUGGAGAUCGCCACCUACAGGAAGCUGCUGGAGGGCGAGGAGUGCAGGCUGAGUGGAGAGGGUGUUUCUCCAGUUAACAUCUCCGUGGUCUCCUCCACUGUCACCAGCGGCUACGGUGGUGGCAGCAGCCUCGGAGGUGGAAACCUGGGUCUCGGAGGGGGCAGCGGCUACUCCUUCUCCACCAGCGGUGGGCUCGGCCUGGGCGCCGGCCUGGGGGGCUCCAGCUUCAGUGCGAGCAGCAGCCGGGGCCACGGGGGGAGCGGCUCCAGCGUCAAGUUCGUGUCCACCACGUCCUCCAGCCGGAAGAGCUACAAGCACUAACGGGCAGUCUGAGCCGCCCGCCCACUCCCGGCCCGGCCGGCCUGACCCCCGGAUCCCUGGGUCCUGCUCCUGCUCCCCCCACACGGUGACCCCGUUAGCCCCUUCCCUGGCCUGCCUGGUUGCACUCUGCCAAAGCCGCUGUCUCUCAAGUUCACGGUCAGCCUGGCUUGAGCCUCCCCAGCUCGGCCCUCCCCCACCCCGUGCGGAGCUGGGGUGACUGCGUCUCCCAGACCUUCUCAGCCGUUGUUGGCCCCCAACACCCCCGUCUCACGGUGCUUAGAAGCGGCCUGCUGGGAGCGAAGGCCCCUCU